Babjeviella inositovora NRRL Y-12698 is the source of this 899-nucleotide messenger RNA. It is a transcript of the gene ALI1, whose product is annotated as Ali1p. The record is from RefSeq and is a predicted model, not a curated record. Gene Ontology annotation, molecular function: NADH dehydrogenase (ubiquinone) activity. The transcript has a single exon. NCBI's taxonomy places the organism in Eukaryota, Fungi, Ascomycota, Pichiomycetes, Serinales. Bases 7 to 870 code for a protein of 287 amino acids.
AGCAAUAUGAUUUCCGCCAGAUCCGUUCAAAGAACCGCGUUCCAAGUCGCCAAAAGCGUGCGCGUGUUGGCCAAUGCCAGACACUUCUCCGCUGCCCGCGUGACGAAGCAGGAGGAGCUCGUCGACGUGAGAUCCUUGCCAAGAGCCGACCCGGGUGAACUCCACGCUGCGAUUGUCAACCCAGCAGACAGAUACAGAGAGCAGUCCGAAGAGUUACACAAGUUCGGGCGCUACAUUACUGCGUGCUUGCCUAAGUUUGUCCAGCAGUUUUCCGUGUGGAAGGACGAGAUUAUUAUCUACGUCGCGCCGUCUGCACUCAUCCCAACCAUGAAGUUCUUGAAGAAUCACACGGCUACCCAGUUCAAGGCGUGCAUGGACGUUACAGGUGCCGACUACCCGUCCAGAACUAACAGAUUCGACGUGGUGUACAACAUGUUGUCGCACAGAUACAACUCUAGAAUCAGAGUCAAGACCUACGCAUCUGAAUUGUCCACAGUGCCAUCCGUAGUUCCGUUGUUUGAGGGUACCAACUGGUUUGAGCGUGAGGCGUACGACAUGUUCGGAAUCUUCUUUGAGGGCCACCCAGACUUGAGAAGAAUCAUGACCGACUACGGGUUCCAGGGCCACCCAUUGAGAAAGGACUUCCCAACCACUGGAUAUACCGAGGUCAGAUACGACGAAGAAAAGCACAGAAUCGUCUACGAGCCGUUGGAGUUGACCCAGGCGUUCAGAAACUUCUCUGUCGGCUCCUCCGUCUGGGAACAGGUUGGCCCAGGCAGAGACGACACCCCAGAGUCCUUCAAGUUGCCUACCCCGGAACCUGAGCCAACCCCAGAGCCUGAGUCAGCUCAGGGCGCGCCAAAGAAAUAAAAAGACUCCCGGUAGAUGGCAUAUGCAUU